This is a messenger RNA of Epinephelus lanceolatus (giant grouper), 1385 nucleotides long. RefSeq lists its product as uncharacterized. Lineage: Eukaryota; Metazoa; Chordata; Actinopteri; Perciformes; Serranidae. The record is from RefSeq and is a predicted model, not a curated record.
UGUUCUCUGCACACACCAAAACAACACGACGUGCUGUACGCAGAUGAGAAAUGGUCCAUACCAUCAAACACGCUAUAGGAAACACGCUGGAGGAUCUGAGGAAAAACUGCUUCCUUAAGUUUUGUCACCAGCUGCGAGACCGCAGAGAGGAGCCGCGGGUCCGCCACAGUGAGGUGGAGGAUAAAACUGUGUUGGAGAUCACAGACCUCCUGGUUUCAACUUUCACAGAGCCCAAAGCUCUUCAGGUGACUCUGGAUAUACUGAGGCAGAUUAACUGCAACAACGAGGCUGAGACACUGUAUUUACAAACCAAAGCCUGUGUGGACAAUGGUGACCCUACCUUCCGUAAGACCUCGAGUGGGGCGUUGGAGAUGAAGCCCUCACAGGAGGCUUGGAACUAUGCAGCCGGCCGGCGGCCUUUAGGAGCUGCUCGACAGGGAGAUUCUCCUGUGAAGAAGCCAGAGGAAGUGGAGGCUGAAGCAAAGGCCUGUGUUGUCUCUGAGGGUGGGGACCCUUGCAAAAAAAGGCUCGUUCUAAGCAGGUUUACGAUUCAGUUUGGCCAGUACAAAGAUAAAACCUUUAAAUGGCUGUUGGAGAAUGAUGUAAGCUACGUUGCCAUGUUGGUGGCUCGUCACCAGAAGGAGCAAGAGGACUCAGUGAGUCAGAGUCCACUGAUGGUCAACAAGGACUCCUUGACUCAAUACGCGAUUGCUUACCCUGAGGUUUUGCAAGAAGUCAGAUUUCAUCGUGGAUACGAGAGAUCUCUCCAGUCAGGCCAAAAAGGAAAGGCGCUUGUUGGCUUUGGUAAGCAUCGAUCAGAGACGCUGCAGGACCUGUACGAGUCAAAGGACAAGCACAAAAUGAGCUAUGUCAACUUUCUCCGUUCCAAAAAGUCGACCUGCGACCCAGGGUCCAAAAUGGACAUCGCUGUCAAAUACAUUUUGCAGCGUGACCGAAAGCAGGCCGCAGCUGCCAGAGGGAGACUGACCAGAAGGGCCCAAAGCACCAGAGGCCAGCCCACCAGCACCUCAAGGACCUCAAAGAAGAGCCUGAAAAGGAGCUGGAGGUCAUCACAUCCCUAGCUGUCCCUGGUGACCAACCAUCGUUGUCUUUGGAAAUCAGUGGCCUUUCCUCCUGCGGCAUGCAACAACUCUUAGGACAAAAACAUGUACAAGUUUUUUUACAUCAGUAUUGAUAAGCAUUAAUUAAAUGGUUUUUUUUUUGGGGAGGGGGGGUGAGGGUUCCACUGAGGGUCGAAACAGAUGUUGUACACAUUGUAAAACCCCUUGAGGCAAAUUUGUGAUUUGUGAUAUUUGGCUACAUAAACAAAACUGACAUGACUUAACACAUUAUUUAUUAACAUUAAUAAACCCCUUUUAUUACAA